Molecule: messenger RNA, 348 nt
Organism: Podospora bellae-mahoneyi
Lineage: Eukaryota; Fungi; Ascomycota; Sordariomycetes; Sordariales; Podosporaceae
Exons: 3
Coding region: 1-348 (115 amino acids)
Source: RefSeq, a predicted model, not a curated record
AUGUGUUCAGGUUGCGUUUGGGUGACGGUGCGACUUGUUGAGUGGGUGGCCGAGGAACGACCCCCCGGAUACGUCAUCCCAGUGGUUGGGGGCACUACCGAAAGCCGCUUCUGGGCGCACGGGAUCAUUUUACAGGCCAUGCUUUUGCGAGACUUGGCUUUUGGACACCGAAAGUUUAAAUUCCAUCCAACAAACCAGCUCGUCCAAUUCUCCAAAAACAGCCAUGAAGUUCAGUUUUUCCAUAUCUUUGGGCUUCAAGGUUUCAGGCGUCAAGUGAACGUGGGGAGGAGCAUGUGGUGGGCAAGUAACGAAGAGAAGCAGAAGCGUUCCAUGUCAACCCUGGGAUGA